CUUUUAAAUGUUGUAAUUCUGCCAUUUCAUAAACUACAAAUACGACGCCGUAAUAUUCUACGCCGAUUUUCGGGAAACGACCAGGAGUUUCCGAGUGACCACCUUCUCGCUCUUGCACACAGAAGAUGGCACAAGAAGAAGAGCUCCAACUACUCGGGCACGGUCUGGGCUCGGGUUCGGGUCCAAUGGUUUCGGCGACCGUCGGCCGGGUCAUGACUACGCUACUCCAAGCGAAGCCCAAGAAACUCCAGGACGCCAUUUCUCGGCUCCAAUCACCUCCCAAAAUGGCACCCCUCACUGUUUCUCUGGAACAGUCUCUGUGGUUUCUGCACAAGUACAUAGGCGAAGCUGCGGAAAGAGGCGAUCACUUGGAUCAAGUUCUCGUUCCCAUUAUUCAACAUUCAUUGAAAAUGAGAGUACAGAAACAAGGAAACCAGGCGAUGAUAAUUCUGAACUGGCUGUUUCAAGAUGAGAUUUUGUUCCAAUACAUUGUGAGAAAUUUGGCGGGCAUUAUAUCCAGAAGGGAUGAUCACUAUGUGGCUCUUGGAUGGUGUAUUCUGGGACGCAGUCUUAUUGAAUAUGAGAAUGUUAUGAACAAUGUACCAACCUAUGCUGUAAGGGAGAAGUAUGAUGCGAUACUGAAGAUAUUUUGUUCUUGUGUCACCCAUCUCUUAUCUAUAAUGUGCAACAGAAGCAAUAUGCAGGAGGGAUUUGAGUUGCCAACUCGCCUUGCAGUAGCUGCUGCUGAUUUCAUUUUAUCUCUUACAGUAUCAUUGACCAGAAAGGAUCUAGCUUCCGAUAAUAUGACUAAAAAGCAAAAAUCAUCUUCUGUUGUUGCCAAAAGUCAGCCUAUCAGUUUACUGCCAGGUGGUACUAAUGAUAGAGGCAAUGAUACAUCAAGGAAAACAUCAGAAUUGCCGUCCAGCUUGGAAUUGAAGUUGCUUCUCUGGGAUAAUCUGAAUCAGCUUAUACCUCUUGUGGAGAAACUCACAGCUUGGAGCAGGAAAAGCCGUUCUUUGCAUGCUAAAGGACUGGAGAGGGUAUUUAAGUGGCUCCAGGAAGUCAAACAGCUUUAUGGAUGCUUUCAAGAUGAGACAGAAAUCCAAUUGCUGAAGAAUGGUUCUUUGCUUCUUUCUUCUUGUUGGAAACAUUACGGCAUGCUCAUGCACUUAGAAGACCACAAAUUCUCUCAGCAAUAUAAAGAACUGCUGGACCAAUAUUUGUCUGGUAUUCAGUUUUAUGCAGACAACCAAUCUGAAGAACCUAACAUGAGCAAAGACAGCCAAUCAGAUACCAUAAACUUUUUCCUGAACUGCCUUUUGCUUUUAUUGGGUCGACUAGAUAAUCAGCAAUUUGGAAAUGCCAUAAUAGAAUUUGGAUCGCAAAUUUCUCAAGUUCUCAUGGCUCAGCUACGAUGUGCUGAUGAAGAAGUGAUUGAUGGAGCUAUUAACAUAUUUAAAGCUGUCAUCUUGAGAACGAAUCACGCAUCAUCCAAACGAAGUGUUGCUGACCCUAGACAAAUGGAUGCUUUACUGGCAACACUGCUAGAUCUUUUGGAUGAGCGAGAUGCAGCAGCAAAAGCUAUUGUUAAGCUUGUAGCAGAAUAUUGCUCGAUAUGCUCAGAUAGUAAGUGUCUUUAUGAAGUUCUAAACCGCAUUGACUCUAAAAGUGUAGCACAGAGGAGGAAUGCUGUUGAUAUUGUAGCUGAUCUUAUCCGUAUAUCUUCUGGGUCGGUUAACGCACUUUCACAAGCGGCAUGGCAAGAUGUUGCAAACCACUUGUUAAAAUUUCUUGGAGAUGAAGAUCAAGACAUUCACAAUCAGGCAGCAAAUUCAAUUCCCAUGAUUGACCCAGCAUUUGUUUUGCCUGAGCUUGUUGGCCUAAUUUAUUCAGCAAAUGAAAGAGCACAGAUGUCAGCGAGCCAUGCACUCAUAGCCUUGCUGGUCAAUCAUAAACAAAAACCUGAAAUUUUAUGCAUGCUUCUGGACUGUCUCAGCAAACUCUCUCAAAAUCUAGAUUCAGGUGCUGCCGCUCAUGGCAAAGAAGGAUCAACAUUGGACGCUGAUAGGCUCCUGAAGUUGCUUCCAGAGUGGGCAAAACAUGUUGAAGAUUGGCGCGUUAUGGUUGGUCCCUUCAUAGACAAGAUGUUAGCUGAACCAUCAAAUGCUGUUAUUGUCAGGUUCCUUAGUCAUAUAAGUGACUACUUGGCUGAAGCUGUGGAUUUAGUCUUCCAUCGACUUAUAUUGUAUAUGAGAGAACAAAAAGAGACCAAUGAGUAUUUUUAUAAAUCGAGGGAAAGAAAAGAAUCAGAGAGUGAGGCUAUGGAAUAUGAGAAUUGUCUCUUUACUCGCCUUUGCCCAUUGCUUGUGAUCAGACUACUUCCUUUGAGAGUUUUUGAUGACCUUGAUUCUCCUCUAGUAUAUGGUGAAUUUCCGAGAAAUUCUGCUGUGCAUGCAGAUGGACAUUUCAGCAUUGAGGGCACUGGUUGCGUAGCUGCCUUGAUGAUUAACAGGGCGUUGAAUAAGUCUGAAUUUGAAGAUGUCCGGAAGCUUGCUUCAGAGCUCUGUGGGAGAAUUCAUCCCAAGGUUCUCGUGCCUGUUUUGUCCUCUCAGUUGGAAUCUGCUGCUAAUGCUAAGGAUACAUUGAAGAUUAGAGUUUGCCUGUUUUCCCUGUGUACUUCUCUUAUGAUUAGAGGCAAUAAUGCUUAUAGGCAUCCUGAUUUGUUCAGAAUAAGGAAAACGAUACAGAAAGUUCUGUCAUGGACAUCAUCUGACAGAGAUGAAAUUUCCAAAGCACAACAUGGAUGCAUAGACUGUCUGGCUUUGAUUUUGUGCACAGAACUACAAGCUCCGGAAUCCUUGAAAGGUGGAGCUAUUUCAGAAGAUUCUGUACUUGCGCAUGUGAUCAAUCAGUUGACAGAUGACGAGAAGGAUGUUUCUGUUGAAUCUGAUGAAGAUGAUUGUACGGCUGAGACAACCGCACACCUCUCAUUUCGAAUCUGCAUGGCUAACGUCCUUAUAAGUGCCUGUCAGAAGAUACCAGACACCGGAAAGAAAUCAUUUGUCCGGAAAAUUCUUCCACGUGUUAUCUGUUCUGUUGGGGUGACGGUGUAUCCACAGAUUAGGGCUGCUUGCAUCCACGUUCUCUUUGCAGUAGCAUACCAUUUGAAGUCGUCAAUAUUUCCAUAUUCAAAUGACCUUCUAACCGUUGCUCUAAAAUCACUUAGAGAAGGAUCCCACAAGGAGAAAAUGGGGGGUGCCAAAUUGCUCGCAUGCCUAAUGGCAAGUGAAGAAGAGGUGGUAGAAAGCAUAUCGGGCGGACUAAUAGAAGCAAGAUCAUUGCUCCACCACCUAUCCUCAACAGAUCCUUCGCCAGAUGUUAGGCAAAUGUGCCAGCAACUCCUCCUAUGUCUGACUUCUUAUUAGUUCUCUUCUUGUCAAGUAGUAAUUACAAACAGCUUAUAUGUCAAACAUGAUAUGAUAACCUAACUGUAUUUUUGUAUAUACAUAUAUGAAAUUUGCAAGAAUGAGGCAGCAGCAGCAGAUUGGUCCUAAAAUGUCUGCUCAUCCAUUUGAAUGGGGCAAACUUUGAAGUUAAGAUUGUUGCUCGCCCAUAAUUUGUUUGUUAUGAUUGUGUUGUAAUAGUGGUUGGAUGAUGCUGACAAGCAAAUAUUCAAAAAUAAAAUGUGAAAAGGGCAAUUUUGUUGUUUUCUUGA
This is a messenger RNA of Sesamum indicum (sesame), 3715 nucleotides long. The record is from RefSeq and is a predicted model, not a curated record. Lineage: Eukaryota; Viridiplantae; Streptophyta; Magnoliopsida; Lamiales; Pedaliaceae.